Delphinapterus leucas (beluga whale) is the source of this 2096-nucleotide messenger RNA. RefSeq names its product cartilage associated protein (gene CRTAP). Gene Ontology annotation, molecular function: protein binding; collagen binding. The record is from RefSeq and is a predicted model, not a curated record. Gene Ontology annotation, cellular component: endoplasmic reticulum. NCBI's taxonomy places the organism in Eukaryota, Metazoa, Chordata, Mammalia, Artiodactyla, Monodontidae. Gene Ontology annotation, biological process: collagen fibril organization; peptidyl-proline hydroxylation to 3-hydroxy-L-proline.
CUCCCGCUUCCUUUCCUUCUCGCACCCCUCCUUCCUUCCUUCCUUCCUUCCGUCGGGAGCGAUGGAGCCGGGGCGCCAUGCGGCCGCGGCGCUGCUGGCGCUGCUGUGCGCUGGCUGCGCGCUGCGCUCCGGGCGCGCCCAGUACGAGCGCUACAGCUUCCGCAGCUUCCCUCGGGACGAGCUGAUGCCGCUCGAGUCGGCCUACCGGCACGCGCUGGACCAAUACAGCGGCGAGCACUGGGCGGAGAGCGUGGGCUAUCUGGAGAUCAGCCUGCGGCUGCACCGCCUGCUACGCGACAGCGAGGCCUUCUGCCACCGCAACUGCAGCGCGGCGCCGCAGCCCGAGCCCGCCGCCGGCCUCGCGCGCCACCCGGAGCUGCGCCUCUUCGGGGGCCUGCUGCGCCGCGCGCACUGCCUCAAGCGCUGCAAGCAGGGCCUGCCGGCCUUCCGCCAGUCGCAGCCCAGCCGCGAAGUGCUGGCCGACUUCCAGCGCCGAGAGCCCUACAAGUUCCUGCAGUUCGCCUACUUCAAGGCAAAUAAUCUUCCAAAAGCCAUUGCAGCUGCUCACACCUUUCUACUGAAGCAUCCUGAUGAUGAAAUGAUGAAGAGAAACAUGGCUUAUUAUAAGAGCCUGCCCGAUGCUGAGGACUACAUUAAAGACUUGGAAACCAAGUUGUAUGAGAGCCUGUUCAUCCGAGCCGUGCGGGGGUACAACGGUGAGAACUGGAGGACAUGCAUCACGGACAUGGAGCUGGCCCUUCCUGACUUCUUCAAGGCCUUUUAUGAGUGUCUUGCUGCCUGUGAGGGCUCCCGGGAGAUCAAGGACUUCAAGGAUUUCUAUCUUUCCAUAGCAGAUCAUUAUGUGGAAGUUCUGGAAUGCAAAAUACAGUGUGAAGAGAACCUCACCCCAGUCAUAGGAGGAUAUCCAGUCGAGAAAUUUGUGGCUACCAUGUAUCAUUAUUUGCAGUUUGCUUAUUAUAAAUCCAAGAUUGCUGGGUGCCACUCGCGUGAGCAGCGUAUACCUUGGCAGUUCGGUGACAAGCACGGGAAGUUACUAGGGUCAUUUGCAGCAGCGACAACUCUACCCUCCUGAUGAAAUGUCUGGGUCUGCUGGCAGGUGUCUGGCUAGCUUCCCCAAGGCUGCCCUUCAAACUCAGGGGCGGCUGGUCUUGGGGACUCAGGGAUGUCCUGGAGGAGUGCCAGGUGACCUUGUCUUCCACAGCCCCCCUUCCCCGCUGUGUCCAUCCUGUUCUUUGUUGGGUUCCCUCUGCUUCAGCAGCCACCUAACCCGCCUACCUUUUAAUCCCAUCUCAUCUCUCCAGGACACACUGAAAGCCUUGCCUGCUGAAGGUUAAAAAAGGGAAAAAAAGAAAAGAAAAAUAUUUUCCUUCUCUCCCUCUCUCUCUCUUUUUAGUUUUUAAAUUAAAAAUAUUUAAACUUUUGCCGUUAAUCAAGAUGGCUUCUUUGUUCCUGAAUAUUCUCUGAUACUGACAUUUAUACCAUGUUUUUCUGAGGAAGGUAACUGGCCUCUCUCAGCAGUGAACCUGAUCUUAGAGCGGCCUGAACCUCAUCUAAGGAUGCAAUGAAAUGUACUGAAAUGUCCCUUGGUUGGGACAUUUCUGAGAUCAAGAGGAGGUUGAGGUGUAUUUUUAACAGGUGUCCUUCCCAGAAGUCCCCUUUCAUGGAGGGAAGGAUGAGAUUUUAUUUGCUACUGUCACCCCAGCGUGAGCUGUCUGGUAAAGGAUUAUUUAACAUAGAGGACAAGAGUCUAGUUCUAUAUAAUGUGUGAACAUGCUUUCCUAUGAGGCAGCACUGAGCUCACAGCAUGAUGCCAGCAAAUAUUUAUUGACCACAUUCUGGUGUGGAGGGGACAGUUUUCCACUAGGCAGUGUCUUUGCUUAUGAGGAGCCCUCUUUUCUAAUAUAAAUAGCUGAUUUAAUGUAAGUGCUUUUUUUCAAAGAGGCUUAUAAGAGAAGCUUAUUGCAGUGAACCAAACAUCUCAGAGAUGUACAGAGAAACAUCAAAAGCAAACAACCCGGGCUUCCCUGGUGGCGCAGUGGUUGCGAGUCUGCUUGCCGAUGCAGGGGACGCGGGUU